UUUAUCUCAUAUCGGCUUUUACCUUCAUGUUCUCACACUUUGUCGCCUUAGAUUUUCUUUCCAAACAAGCCUCGUCCGAAAAGCGACGAGAAAAUCUUAGAAAAUUUCACUCUUCGGUUCUCCCGGAUUGAAGAAAACCUUUCGGAGGCUGGAGAUCACCACCGUUUCAACGGAGUUGGACCCGUUCACUGAGACCGCAAAGUCCGGUUUGGUUUUUAGAAGAUAGGUUUGUCUAGGGUUCGGUAAUCGGGUAAAAAGAAGAAAAACGGUGGCUGCUGCCUAAUGCGAUUUGAUGCCGUCUGAACCGUUGCCUUGGGAUCGGAAGGAUUUUUACAGGGAGAGGACGCACGAGAGGACGCAGUCGCUGCCUCAGCAGUCACUGACAGAGCGAUGGAGAGAGUCCUCUUCGAUGUCGCCUUAUCAGCAUGGGUCUUUUAGAGAAUUUACUCGUUGGGGAUCCGGCGACUUCCGUCGCCCUCCUGGCCAUGGUAAGCAGGGCAGUUGGCACCUGUUUGCUGAGGAAAAUGGUGGUCAUGGAUAUGUCCCAUCGCGACCAGGCAACAAGAUCUUGGAUGAUGAGAAGUUCUGUCAUUCAGAUCCUCGUGUAGAUGGGAAAUAUGCUCAAAACAGUAGGGAAAACAACAGUGUGUCUUAUAGCCAGAGAGAUUGGAGAGGUCAUUCUUGGGAAAGCUGCAAUGGGUCCCCAAGCACUCCUGGGAGACCUCAUCAUGUUGAUAAUGAGCGGCGGUCGGUGGAUGAUAUGCCAUCCUACCAUUCUCAUACUCAUUCUGACCAUGUAAACUCAUGGGAUCAAAUUCAAAAAGGCCAGCAUGACAAUAAGACAAGUGCUGUAAAUGGGUUAGGCACCGGACAAAAAUGUCAAAGAGAGAAUUCAGUAGGCUCAAUUGAUUGGAAGCCUCUGAAGUGGAGUCGUUCUGGAAGCUUGUCUUCACGGGGGUCAGGCUUUAGCCAUUCAAGUAGCUCAAAGAGCUUAGGAGGUGUAGACUCUGGUGAAGGGAAACUUGAGUUGCAAAAGAAAAAUUUGAACCCCAUCCAGUCUCCUUCUGGGGAUGCAGCAGCAUGUGUCACAUCUGUUAGACCUGUUGAGACAAUGUCAAGAAAGAAGGCACGCCUUGCAUGGGGUGAGGGUCUGGCCAAGUAUGAGAAAAAGAAAGUUGAAGGCCCUGAUACCAGCACAAACAGAGGUGGUGCUACGAUUUCUGUCCGAAAUACAGAGUUGAAAAAUUCUCCGAGUUCUAACUUGGCAGUUAAGAGUCCUAGAGUCCUUAGAUUUUCUGACUGUUCUUCUCCUGCAACUCCUUCAUCUGUUGCUUGCAGUUCCUCACCUGGUUUGGAAGAAGAGUCAUUUAGCAAAUCUGCAAAUAUUGGUAAUGAUAUUACUAAUUUAUGCGGUUCUCCAAGUAUUGGGUCUCAAAAUCAUCUAGAACCCUCUUUUAAUUUAGAAAAGUCGGAUAUCAAUUCAAUUAUUAAUAUGGGCACUUCUCUUAUUAAUUUGCUUCAACCUGAUGAUACAGUAGAUUCUUGUUUUGUUCUCUCUACUGCAAUAAGCAAGUUGCUACUUUUGAAAGGUGAUGUUUUGAAGGCUUUGGAGAUGACUGAAUCUGAAAUUGAUUCACAUGAAAAUGAAUUUAAGUCUUUGAAAGGUGACACCAGACAGGAAUGUCCUUGCCCAGCAACGUCUAGUUCUCUUCCUGUUGAGGAACAUGGGAAAGCUCGUGGGGAACCAGAGGCUGCGUCCGGUAUGAUCUCUCGACCUGCCCCUUUGAAGAUUGAUUAUUGUGAUGCUCUUGUGGAGAACCUGCACCUUUCUAAUGGUUCGCUGGAAGAAGUUAAUGAUGAUGUUAAAGUUGGGGAUAUUGAUAGUCCUGGAACGGCAACAUCUAAAUUUGUGGAACCAUUGUCUUUGGAGAAAGCAGUUUCUCCAUCUGAUAUUGUCAAAUUCCAUGAAAGUUCUGGUGAUUUGGGUUCUGUUCAAUUGAUGACAAUGGAGGAAGUGAUUUUACGUACUGGUUCAGGUAAUGAAGGGACUGCGACUACCAUUUCUGCGGAAGGCAGUGUGCUAAAAAAGAUUGAUAAUGAUGCACUUGUUUCAGAAUCUUCAAGCUCCGAUGCUAGUGGAGAGAAAAUUAUGUACGAAACAAUAUUGGCCACUAAUAAGGAAUUGGCUAACGUAGCUUCUGAUGUAUUUAAUGAACUAUUGGCAAAAAGUUUCAACGGCGUUGAGAUUUCUGAAAUUGCUAAUGUAGCGUGCACACAGUCUGAUACUGCAAUCAGGGAAAAAAUUGCAAUGCGGAAGCAGUACUUAAGAUUUAAGGAGAGAGUUCUGACAUUUAAAUUUAAAGCAUUUCAGAAUGCAUGGAAGGAAGAUAUGCGUUCGCUUUCGAUGAGAAAAUGCUGUGCAAAGUCCCUGAAGAAGUAUGAAAUAAGUUUACGUUCAACUCAUGGUGGCUACCAAAAGCAUCAAUCUUCCAUUCGUUCUCGAGUUGCUUCUCCUGCUGGAAAUCUGGUCCUGGAACCUAGUGCUGAGAUGAUCAAUUCUGCUAGCAAACUACUACCAGAUUCCCAUGGAAGGAUUCACAGGAAUGCUUUGAAAAUGCCAGCAUUAAUUUUGGAUGAGAAAGAGAAGGUUUCAAGGUUUAUCUCUAGUAAUGGAUUGGUUGAAGAUCCAUUUGCUAUUGAGAAGGAAAGAGCUUUGAUCAAUCCUUGGACAUCAGAGGAGAAGGAAAUUUUUAUAGAUAAAUUGGCUGCCUUUGGGAAGGACUUCAGAAAAAUUGCCUCCUUUCUUGAUCACAAGACUACUGCAGACUGUGUGGAGUUCUAUUACAAAAAUCACAAGUCUGAAUGUUUUGAGAAAACAAAGAACAAGAAUGAUCUCAAUAAGCAGGGGAAGUCUGCUGUGAAUACCUACUUGUUGACAUCAGUGAAAAAACAGAGCUGUGAAAAUGCUGCAUCCCUUGAUGUUCUUGGUGCAGCUUCAGUUAUAGCAGCUCAUGCUGAAAGUAGCAUUCAAAACCGGCAUAAAUCUUCUGGUAGGAUCUCUUUAGGAAGGCAGUUUGAUUCUAAAACAUCUCGAGUUGAUGAUAGCAUUGCUAUAAGGUCAUCUAAUUUUGAUAUUGUUGGAAGUGAUGAAGAUACUGUUGCUGCUGAUGUUUUAGCAGGUAUAUGUGGUUCUUUCUCUUCAGAGGCAAUGAGUUCCUGUAUCACUAGUUCUGUUGGUCCUGGAGAGAGUUACCAUCAUGACCGGAUGUGCCACAAAGUUGAUUCUGUGGUAAAAAGGCCUUCAACAUCUGAUGUCUUGCAGAAUGUUGACGAGGAUACCUGUUCAGAUGAGAGUUGUGGGGAAAUGGAUUCUGCUCAUUGGACUGAUGAGGAAAAAACCAUCUUUAUACAGGCUGUCUCCUCUUAUGGUAAAGAUUUUGAAAUGAUUUCACGUUAUGUUGGUACAAGAUCCAAUGAUCAGUGCAAGAUUUUCUUUAGCAAGGUCCGUAAAUGCCUUGGACUCGACUUGAUGCAUCAGAGAACCAGAAACUCAGGUACUCCCAUGAGUUAUGAUGCCAACGGUGGUGGAACUGAUACAGAAGAAGCUUUUGUCCUAGAGAGCUCAGUUAUUUGUGGUGAUAAGUUGGGAUCUAAUGUGGAAGACAACUUGCCUCCCACUAUCGUGAGCAUGAACGUGGAUGAAUUGGAUCCUACCACAGAGGCGAGUUUGCAAACUGAUUUGAUCAUAGCAGAGGGAAAUGAUAGGAGGCUAGUAGAUAGCAAAAAUUCUGAGGCAGUGGAAGCUAUUUUUUCUGAUGUAGACCAGACGGGGCCAAUUUCCGAAGGUGGUACUGAUGAUAUGGAUGUUGAUAACCAGGCUGAGUCACUACAGGUUCAGAAAAGUGUUGCUUUGGCCAAUUUAAAUACUCUAAGAAAUCUCGUUGUUGAACAAGGUGUUUCCCUUGCAGUAUCAGCAUCUCAUGGGGGGACAGUUGAUCCUUGUCUUUCUAGUUUAGAUGCAUUGGUUGAGCCCAAAUCUGAUGCUACUUGUUUUAUUAAGGGGUUUGGAAAUAAUAGGGGGGCACAGAAAACUUUGUUGUCCAAAAAAUGUACGGAUGAACAUGAUACAAAAUGCAAUGCAGAGACUGGCAGUCAAAUUAUAUGUAGGCCGGAUUCAAAUGGAACUGGCGAUGGGUCCAUUGAUAAAAAUUUCAACCCUGAAGGUCUGCAUAAAGUCCCGCCUGAUUUAGGUUCCGCCGGGAAGCCUUCUAUCUUAUUAUUGCCAGAUGAAAGUUUGUUUGCUAAAAUUUCUUCAUUACAUGAUUCUGAUACUUCUCAAUGCGAGAACAUAUGCAACCAAGAUAGGUUGUCAUCAACACUUGCUUCUCCGGUGACUGAAGACAAACAGGCUCAUAAAGCUGUUAGUGGACACGAACCCGAGCAAUUUUCUGGAAAGCCUUUGGUGGAUCUUGCUGAUUUGCAAAUCUCAACUUUGAAAGAAAUAAAUGUUGAUGUCGGUUGUAGUCGGUUGCCUGAAGUUAAAAGGCAUUCAACAUCAGAUAGUGGUGUUACUGGCUUAUUUUUGUCUCGAGAUUAUCUUCAUAAGUGCAGUGGUCCAAAACCAGCAGCCGAGCUUCCACAACUGGUACAAAAAUUAGAGGUAGCCAACAGUCGGCAGAAAUCCCACUCUCGGAGUCUGUUGGAUACAGGAAAAUCUUGCAGGGAUGGAAAUGUCAAGCUGUUUGGUCAGAUACUCAAUUCCAGUUCCCAUGAUGAUGAAAAGGUGGCUCAUUUCUCGAAACAAAGUGCGGAAUAUUCAGAUCUAAACUUGUCAGGUCAUAACAGAAAUGGAAAUUUAUCGAAGUUUGAUCAAAACAUUAUUUUUGCACCCGAAAAUGCUCCCAAGAUAAGUUAUGGUUGUUGGGAUGGCAACAGGAUACAAACUGGGUUGUCAUCUUUGCCAGACUCUGCUAUUUUAGUGGCAAAGUAUCCUGCUGCAUUUGUCAAUUAUCCUUCAUCCUCAUCUGAAAGGGAGCAUCAGGCAUUGCAGACUGUUGUUCGGAAAACAGAGAGAAAUUUGAACGGCGUUUCAGUUUUGAUCCCAGGAGAAAUAAGCAGCACCAGCACCAUGAUGGAUUAUCAAGCGUACAGGGGGCAUGAUCGUACCAAGGUCGUACCAUUUGCUGCAGAUAUAAAGCAGCAUCAAGGAAUGUACUCUGAGAUGCAAAGACAAAAUGACUUUGAUGCAAUCUCACAUUUACCGCAGCAGGGAAGGGAAAUGGUUGGAGUGAAUGUUGUAGGGGGAUCCUGCUCUAAUCUUUCUGAUCCCGUGGCUAUGCUUCGGAUGCAGUUUGUGAAAACAGAACCAUAUGGUGGACAGAGUGGGAGCAGAAUGAGGGAAGAAGAGUCGUGUAAAGGUAAGGGAGACAUGAACAUACGCAGGUAGUAGAAACCAAAUUCCUCGGCAGCCAAAAUAGCUCUUUGCUGCACGCUGUAUAAUAGUUUUUAUUUUUUUUGAUGAAAAUCAUGACCCGGGGGGGGGGGUCCUUUUUUGUAGAAAGAAAAAAUAUAUUAGGUGCCUUUUGUAAUAUUUGUAGCAGCUGUCUUUGUACUUGUUGUAUUUGAUGGAAAAUACACAAAUAAUAUGUAAAAGAUUAGGAGGGGUAAUCCUGCUAUUUUGCUGUUUUUAGU
Hibiscus syriacus is the source of this 5691-nucleotide messenger RNA. RefSeq lists its product as uncharacterized. The transcript has 5 exons. Bases 293 to 5446 code for a protein of 1717 amino acids. Lineage: Eukaryota; Viridiplantae; Streptophyta; Magnoliopsida; Malvales; Malvaceae. The record is from RefSeq and is a predicted model, not a curated record.